Messenger RNA from Penicillium antarcticum, 873 nucleotides. RefSeq names its product SDR family oxidoreductase. Gene Ontology annotation, cellular component: cytoplasm. The record is from RefSeq and is a predicted model, not a curated record. The transcript has 3 exons. The coding region runs from base 1 to 873 and encodes 290 amino acids. Lineage: Eukaryota; Fungi; Ascomycota; Eurotiomycetes; Eurotiales; Aspergillaceae. Gene Ontology annotation, molecular function: oxidoreductase activity, acting on the CH-OH group of donors, NAD or NADP as acceptor.
AUGGGCUCGUACAUAGAAACCCGCGUUGCAAUCGUCACCGGUGCCACUUCUGGCAUGGGAAUUGACCUCGUCACAGACCUCUGCAAAAAAGGAUGGAGAGUCGCCUGUGUCAGCAGACGCCGAGAGGCCGGCGAGGCCCUCCUCAAGGAUCUCCCUCAAGAAAGAGCCCGCUUCUAUCCCGCAGAUGUCUCAAACUAUGCAGAGCUUGCAGAGGUGUUUCGCGCCGUGUAUCAGCUUUGGGGGCACAUUGAUGCGCUGUGCGCCAACGCCGGCAUUGUCGACACUUCCUCCAUCUAUAUUUACGACUCGAAGAAGAGUGAUGUCUAUGACAUACCAGCACCCCCCGACCUUUCAGUUGUUGAUAUCAAUUACAAGGGCGUCGUGUAUGGAACACAAUUGGCAAUCCACUUCAUGCGCCAUAAUCCGCAGCCUGGAGGUCGCAUUGUUGUAACAGGAAGCAUCGGCGGCGUUUUCCCUCACAAGUCCUAUCCGGUAUACUGCGGUACCAAGGCUUCCGUCAACCAUUUCAUCCGUGGUGUUGCGCCUUUGUUAAAGCAGAAAGAGGACAUUCUCAUUAACUGUGUCAUGCCGGGGAUCGUGAACACACCUAUUGUGCCGCCUGAGAUGAUUGCAGCUGUUACUCCUGAAUGUCUCACCCCUGUGCAGACCAUUCUCGACGCCUACGACACCUUUUUAGAAGACUCAACCGGCAUGGCAGGUGAACUAUUAGAGUGCUCAGCCGAGAAACUGAUCUACUACCCAAUGCCCAAGCCUGGAAAUGGCCACAUCACCCAGCGGGCCAUAACAGUCUGGGAGCCUUUGUUCCGCAUGAUGCACGGCGAAGAUUCCAAACUCGCGGAGGCAAUCCCAUAA